AACUCAAAACAAUUUCCCCCAAAAUCAAAAUCCUUCCUCAAAAACCCAGCCUCCGUCGAGGUGUAUAUAUACAGAGAGAGAGAGGGAGAGACGGGAAUUGAAGAUGGCAGGGUUGCAGAGAUCAGCAGUAUCAUUCAGGAGACAAGGAUCCUCGGGAUUCGUAUGGGACGACAAAUUCCUCUCUGGAGAGCUGAACAAGCUAGCCGACCAACAAAAGGAAGAAUACAAAAACAAGAGAUCUCAAAACCUCAAGUCGGGCGACAAAUCAGCCACUGCAUCCGCCGCCGAGAAUUCCUCUGUAAGCGGAGGAAUCGCAAUCGAGAGGAGCCGAUCCAGCGGCAGACGCGCCGACCGCGCGGGGAGAGCUCCGCCGCCGCUCGAGCCGCCGUCCCCUAGGGUUUCCGCCUGCGGACUCUGCGGCGCCUUCGGCAAGACGCGCCGCCGGCCGCCCAAGGUUGCCAAGCGCGUGAUGUGAUUCCGGUGCGGCGGCCGUUAAUUUUGCAAACCUAUAAUCAAGAUUUCUUUCCUUUUUCUUUUUAUUUGUUUUAUGUAAAAUAUGUUGUUAUCUUUCGGCAUUUACUCGUCUUAUAAAAAAAAUCAAUGUUCAAAUAAAUUUAUUUUUCGUAUAA
Salvia splendens (bonfire salvia) is the source of this 629-nucleotide messenger RNA. RefSeq lists its product as uncharacterized. The record is from RefSeq and is a predicted model, not a curated record. The transcript has a single exon. Lineage: Eukaryota; Viridiplantae; Streptophyta; Magnoliopsida; Lamiales; Lamiaceae. Bases 104 to 475 code for a protein of 123 amino acids.